AUGCCUAAUUACAUGUUUCAACUUCAAUCAGCUGUUCUCUCCAACCCCCCUCCUCCUCCUGCUUCCAAUUCAGAUACCCUUGACAAUGCUGCCUUGCUUUUUGCAGGCUCUGUGUUCAACAGCCAGACCCACAAACUCACUACUUCCUCCCCAACCCUUCAAUUCAAAUCCCUCAAGCCCAAUCCAUUCAAGUCGUGCCGGAGGGCUUUCUGCGGCCGCUUCCAUGGCUCUCCAAGCGCCUCUCUCCAUCAUGAGAUUCCGCUUGGACAGGUCAUCAACUGGCACAACAUCAUCUCAUCCACCGAGCCUCCUCCCUUCAAUCCUCCUUUGCUAGCUGAAGCCACUCGCCAUGAGGAGCACGGGGAUGCCAAUCUGCUUGGAGAUGACUUUGACCCUUUGGCUGGUUACGAAAACAAGGACUGGGUGAUUGGUGAUCUUGAUACUAGAAGGAAAUCUGACCAAACAACCACAAUUACAGAGCAAGAUUCAUCCAACCAUUGCCAUCAGGCUUCAUCUCAAAAACCUAAUCUCACACAUCAUGUCUCCGCUAGUUGUGCUCAAGAAACUUUACAACCUGGUGCAGCUACCCUCAAGCAUUGCUCUCACAAACCUAGAGCUGCCAGGCAAUAUCAGACCUUCAACUCACUAGGCAGAGUGCAUAUACUCAAGAAAGAGGAGGAGAAAAUUGUGAAACAACAAAUCUGUUUGCAAGAAAACCGCUCCGGCCAGCAAGCGCAAACCAAUUGA
This is a messenger RNA of Puccinia triticina, 747 nucleotides long. RefSeq lists its product as uncharacterized. The coding region runs from base 1 to 747 and encodes 248 amino acids. The transcript has 3 exons. Lineage: Eukaryota; Fungi; Basidiomycota; Pucciniomycetes; Pucciniales; Pucciniaceae. The record is from RefSeq and is a predicted model, not a curated record.